Messenger RNA from Trichophyton benhamiae CBS 112371, 207 nucleotides. RefSeq lists its product as uncharacterized. The coding region runs from base 1 to 207 and encodes 68 amino acids. NCBI's taxonomy places the organism in Eukaryota, Fungi, Ascomycota, Eurotiomycetes, Onygenales, Arthrodermataceae. The record is from RefSeq and is a predicted model, not a curated record. The transcript has a single exon.
AUGGCUCUCGCAUGGAGGAAAUGCCAUCAUGGCACCAAUGUUAUUCAGAGCUUGAUAUCUGGAAAGUGGAUGGUAGUAAAGAAAUAUGAGUCUAUAUAUAUUAUUUCUGAUAUGACGCAGGCCUCCUCUCCGUUAGAAAACACUCGAGCUUUGCAACGGAACUUCUCAUUUGCUGCUGAAAAGCAGAAGACCCCAUCCUCAGGAUGA